Molecule: messenger RNA, 5153 nt
Organism: Macrobrachium nipponense
Lineage: Eukaryota; Metazoa; Arthropoda; Malacostraca; Decapoda; Palaemonidae
Gene: Galphas
Product: guanine nucleotide-binding protein G(s) subunit alpha
Exons: 8
Coding region: 712-1851 (379 amino acids)
Biological process (GO): sensory perception of chemical stimulus; adenylate cyclase-activating dopamine receptor signaling pathway
Cellular component (GO): heterotrimeric G-protein complex
Molecular function (GO): G protein-coupled receptor binding; G-protein beta/gamma-subunit complex binding; GTPase activity
Source: RefSeq, a predicted model, not a curated record
AAACUCGGCAGAGCCGAAGGUGUGAUACUUGCACUCCCUCUUUUCGUUGAUAGUUUUGCGCGUACGUGGAAUAUUUGUUCUUUUGUAGGUUAGGAAAUCAAAUUUGUGAUAUGGGAGGGUGUGAUUGUGAAAAUUUGUCGUAAAGAAAAUUUGAAGGUGUUAACACUCGCGUAGUCUAAACAGGUCCCACCCUUCUGCGCAGACGGUUCCAACAUGCAAUAUCCCGACCUAGAAGUAUAAUUCCUUGAUAUCAAUAAUCUCGAUUUUUGCGUUAGGGAUUUUUAUAUAGCACCAUAGUGGAUGAUAAUAUUAAUUUGUGGGGGAAUAAAAUGUGAAAAGUGUCAUUCAAUUAUUAUUGAAGGUAAAAAAAGGUGAAAUUUGAGGGUGGUUAUGACGUCACAGUUCCUUUAGGGAGACUGCCGGGAUAUGAUCCACAGUUCGAGUUGGUGAUUCUCUCAGUGAAGGAGUUUGUGCAGAUGAAUGAAGAUCAUGGUGAACGACUGAGAUCGAGUGAUAUCUGGACCAUCGCCCGCCAUCCAUGGCCCAGGUGGCUGCCACUUCACUCAGUGACAUGUAGACAGGACCCCCAUGACCUAGUGAGGCGCGAGAUCAGCCGCAAAAAUAGGCAACUGGUGCGGAAACGAGACAGGGCCGCGGGACGUCCGCGCCUGCCUGCGGCUAGGAGCUUUCUUCCAAGAGUGUACUAAUGUCAUGGGUUGUUUUGGUAGCGCUGGGGCGAAAGGCGACGCCGAGGAACAUAAAAGGCGCAAGGAAGCAAACAAGAAGAUAAACAAGCAAAUUCAGCAGGAUAAACAGGUGUACCGAGCGACCCACAGAUUGUUAUUAUUAGGAGCUGGUGAAUCUGGAAAAAGUACUAUUGUGAAACAAAUGCGAAUUCUACAUGUCGAUGGAUUCAGUGAAGAGGAGAAGAGAGAAAAGAUCAAAGGCAUCAAAUGCAACAUCCGUGAUGCCAUCUUGACCAUCACCGGCAGCAUGUCCACCUUGACGCCCCCGAUAGCGCUAGAGAACCCCGAACAUCAAUUCCGUGUCGACUACAUCCAAGACGUAGCCUCCCAGCCGGACUUCGACUACCCCGAAAUAUUCUACGAGCAUACUGAAAUCCUAUGGAAGGACAAGGGAGUACAGGCCUGCUAUGAUAGAUCCAACGAGUACCAACUCAUAGACUGCGCUAAGUAUUUCCUUGACCGUGUCCACAUAGUGAGGCAACCAGAUUACACUCCAACUGAGCAAGACAUACUACGAUGUCGAGUCCUCACUUUAGGCAUAUUCGAAACCAGAUUUCAAGUAGACAAAGUCAAUUUCCACAUGUUUGAUGUGGGUGGCCAGAGAGAUGAGAGGCGAAAAUGGAUUCAGUGCUUCAAUGACGUAACAGCCAUCAUAUUUGUGACUGCCUGCUCAUCUUAUAACAUGGUCCUAAGGGAAGAUCCCAGUCAAAACCGGCUACGAGAGUCACUAGAUCUCUUUAAAAGUAUAUGGAAUAAUAGGUGGUUACGCACAAUAAGUGUUAUCUUGUUUUUGAACAAACAAGAUCUCCUCGCUGAAAAAAUCAAGGCAGGCAAGAGCAAACUAGAAGAUUAUUUUCCUGAUUUUGCCCGGUAUCAAACCCCAGUAGACGCUACUGUUGAACCUGGGGAAGAUCCGGAGGUGGUUCGCGCAAAGUACUUCAUCAGGGACGAAUUUCUAAGGAUAAGCACAGCUAGUGGUGAUGGCAAGCACUACUGCUACCCUCAUUUUACAUGUGCCGUCGAUACCGAAAACAUCCGACGAGUGUUCAACGACUGCCGUGACAUCAUACAAAGGAUGCAUCUACGACAAUAUGAGUUAUUGUGAUGGCCAGUAUGUGUGGGUACAGUGGGCGGCAACAGAAUCGCUCCAUUUGAGCGAGUCAAACAGGAGGGCUGGGUGGUUUGGGGUGGUAGCACUGGGAGGAUGGUUUAACCUUCCCCGUCUAGUCUCCUCAGUGGAGGGUUGUCACUCCCCUGGCACUUCCCCCCCUAGUCAUUCAAGCUUCACCUGUGCUUUAUGCGUGGCACAAAAAACUUCUUAAACCAGUUUUCUGUUCAGUCCUUAGUUUUUUUAUUUUAAUGAAUGCUACAAUAAGAUUGUACGCACAUUAAUGGUAUGGUGUUCCCAGUCCAUAAGAUGAUGAUAUUUAUUUUCUUCUGAUGCUCCCAUUUUUGACUACCACUUUUACCUAAUAGUUCUCCACUGAUGGCUUAAAAGCCAUUAUAUUUGAGUUUAGGUAUUGGAAAUAGAGCACAAAAUCUUUCUCUAACUUUCUUAACCAGGGAGUACUGACUGCUUCACAGUACUCCAUGGUCAAGCCCCCUUAUACUGAUACUUCCUGACUGAAAUCGUUGCUUUAGAGGAAAUUUUAUUGUAAUUAUAAUUGUAGAGAUUGUUAUUCCUUUUAUAUUUUUAUUUGAAAGCUAUACUGGGAUACCUAUAACAUAAGACAAAAUUGUUCCAAAUGUAGACUACUUAGCAUGUGAUGUAUGGUCGUCAGGCAACCUGCCCUUAGCCCCUUGAAAUGGACUACUGUAGUAUUUUCUGCAGCAGCACCACAAUGCGCCACAUGAACCCUUGUCAUCUUGCCCCCAUGGACCACAAAAAAGCCUGUUAAGUGGGCUACUUUAUCCCUUUUAUCCUCUUCCAAGGCCCACUUGGAUCUCCCAUAUGUACCCUGUUUCCCCCCUUCCCCGCUCACCAAGUUUAGCAACUGCCCAAGACCCUCAAAGUUAGGAGAGUACUGUCAGUUGUGCAAAAUUAAAAGAAACUUAUUUUAGAAUUAUUUCACAAAAUAAAAAAAAAAGUUCUUCUGUCUCAUGCUUUUGGUGUCCAUAUUUUUUGCUAAUUUUAUAAAUAUAUAUAAUAUAAUAUAAUAAUAUAUAUAUACUGUAUAUUAUGUUAUAAAUGAGCCUAUAUAAGUUAUGUCAGAGGGGACAGGAUGAGGUUUUGACUCAAUGCUGCCACCCCUAUCAGUUUGUUGUAGAAAUGGCCAUUUGAUGAGUUUUUAUCUAUUUAUUUUACUUGUGUCAACACCAGAGAUCUGCUUUUGUGAAUCUAACUAUGUGGAAGAAAUCUCAAUUAGAUUGAAUUUAUUUUGUACUUUUUUAAUUUAUUAAGUAAUAAGUGCAUCUAAGUAGACUGGUGACAAUUAUUUGUAGUUGUGGAUGUGUUGAAACCCACCAAAUUGUGCUAUAAUAACUGAGUUACUGAUCAGUUCCACUACCAAAUAAUUUUCAGAAGCUUUACGUAUACUUUUAACUUGUGUUUAACCUGCUGGCACCUCUCACUUCUCAACCUCUCAUUUCUAAGAGGAAGUAAUGUUAUCGCCCGGUUUUCCUUAGUUCAUGUCAGGAGGAUGACAUCAGUCUUGUGCAAGUCAUCUAGGUGGUGAUGUUUGUCACUUUUAAUUUUGGUCUCUGUUGUGUUGGCUGGCAGAAGAAGGCGAGAGGUGCUGGCACAUUGGAGAGGGUGCACUUGACCACCUUCCUCCUCCCCCCCAUAUGAGCAUCAGUGUGAGCGCCAUAGCUGAAGGUAACCAUACUCAUAUUGUGAUGUUUUUGGAGAUCUCUUACUAUGGUCAUUGCUCUCACUGUUUCUCAAAUAAUUGCACGCUGUGUUGGCCAGCUGUGCAUUGUUGGAACAGCAGUAAAGAAGGCCUUUGCUGUGUUGAAUGUAAGAGUUACCGAAUGGAGAAAUAAUGUACAUCAUUGAAUGCAGGUAUGUGGAAGAUUUUGUUAAUUUUUUUUUAUAUAGAUUAUUCAUGUGUAGAAUGAGGAUGCCUGAACAACUUUGUGGGGAAAAAAGUUUGUUGAAAGUGCCAAUAUUAUUGUCCCUAGGCUGAGAGCAUAGGCGUAGCGGUGAGUUUAACGCACCAAUUAUAUGAGUUUGGCCAGAGGAGUUGGAUGGCACCUGAUGGUGGUGGUGUGGCAGGGUUGGUGCCGUGAGUCACUGUUGUCAGUCUAGUUGGUGGCUGGGAGGAGGGAGCCGGGGCUUCCCUUGCUCCCUGGAGCCCGUGGCCCCUCCUGUGCUGCCAGCCAUCCUGCAAAAUGAUUGCUGUGGUAAUACUGGAUUGUGGUUAUGAGGCCUUCUAUGGUUACCCUCAACCACAUCAGCAUCAUUUACCACACACCUUAGUUAGGUGGCUACCGCUGUGGUCCCUCUACUUUGCCUGUACAAAUCCCUUGUUUAGUCUGCCCCCAGGGCAUAACACCAGCUUGUGUUUUAUGUUAGAGGCUUGUGUAGUGCGCCUAGAACACCAGAUUGGUUUAGCUGCGCUUCAGUCCCAAAUAGUCUCCAGGGAGCAUUUCCCCCCAAACUAUCCCCACUCCCUUCCCCAUUACUUCUCUGCCUGCUUCCCUCCAACUUCCAGUGCCCUAUUCUCUUCCUAGGGAGUAGGUGGUGAAAAGACCUCCCAGGUCUUCAGCCUCCCGCUACCCCAGACUCGUAGAGACCAAGCCUAAACUGGUAGCCAAUUCAGACAGAAGGAAAAUUCUUCUAGAAGAAUUUAUCUUUUGCUCUGAUCCCUUCUAUCGUCACAAUCCUCUCCCCGUGUAGUUAUAACCUAUUAAAAAGUGUUAAAGAAAUUAGACUAUACCUGAUUUUAUGUAAUUGAAUGUGUUUAGUUAAUGUAUACCUGCUCUGUGUAUUGCUUUGUAAUAAAGGCUAAAGUGUAGGCAUACCUCUGGUUUAACAGUGUGAAGCAACAACAUCAGCUGCAGGAGUGGUGCGGGUGCGGGGUCAGUCAUCCUGCCAUCACUCUGUGAUUGCUGCCUCAGGAGGUCAAUUUGGGCGGCUGCCCCCAGCGGGUUAGGUGCUAAUGUGGACGUGCAGGGGCUCGCAACACCCCGGGGGCUGCCCGUGGGCGGCCAACUUGUAUCGUCUCCCAGCGUUGGUUGCCCACUCACCCCCAGCUGCCCCCGCAGGUCAGCCUCCCCCUGCACUCCCACCAAUGCCCACCCCACUACACCUGCACCACCACAAUAUGUGAAAGCGGUUACUCGGAUCCUGGGUUAACAUUACUAUCUAGCACAUCAGAUAUAUCAGAAGAAUAUUCAAAUGCUGCGUAAUGGUCACUGUAAAUUGUGUAAUUGUGAAUAAAUUUACAAUGUCUUAUUUACAAGAAG